This is a messenger RNA of Tachysurus vachellii, 2552 nucleotides long. It is a transcript of the gene casp8, whose product is annotated as caspase 8, apoptosis-related cysteine peptidase. The coding region runs from base 164 to 1639 and encodes 491 amino acids. Gene Ontology annotation, molecular function: protein binding; cysteine-type endopeptidase activity. Gene Ontology annotation, biological process: proteolysis; negative regulation of extrinsic apoptotic signaling pathway via death domain receptors. The transcript is spliced from 10 exons. Lineage: Eukaryota; Metazoa; Chordata; Actinopteri; Siluriformes; Bagridae. The record is from RefSeq and is a predicted model, not a curated record.
UUCCAGGUAACAUAUACAGUAUACAGUAUAUAAACUGAAAGCAGAGUGAAACAUUGAACAUUUUCUGUCCUGUAACUUUGGGAGUAAGUUGAAAUUGAGUCGGUCCGAAAGGUUUAAACCUCGUCCUUUUCUAAAUGCGAAGUAUCUUCUGGCUCAACUCAACAUGGAUCUCAAUAAACUUCAUAAGAUUGAUGAGGAGCUUACAAAGAGUGAAGUUGCAGCUCUGAAGUUUCUCUGCAUGGAUCACCUUGGCAGGAAACGACUGGAGUCUGUGAAGGAUGCGAAAGAUCUGUUCCUCCGGUUCACAGAGCAAGAUUUGCUCAUGGAUAAACUCUUUCUCCCUGAUCUGCUCUACACUAUUAGACGUUAUGACCUUCUACCCAUCCUGGACACUAACAAAACACAUGUCAGCAAGCAGUUGGAAUAUCAGAGCUCUGGUGUUUCAUUGUACAGAAAGAUGCUGUAUGAGCUGUCUGAAAAUGUAACAGAUGAAAACCUUCGUGACAUAAAGUUCCUUCUGCACAACCUACCUAAAGCAAAAAUGGCUUCUGCUACUUUUUUGGAGGUCCUAGCUGAGAUGGAGAAAACGGAAAUGCUUGGAAAAGACAACCUGGGUGCACUAGAACAUGUUCUGAGUAAUUGUAGUAAAGAGCUAGCUUAUAGGGUACAGAGAUUCAAGAAGGCAAGUGAGAUAACGAAUCCUGUUUACAUCUCAACACCAGGUCAGGAUGAAGAAAACCAUCUGCCUGUACAGCCUCAGGAUGAAUUUCUGCCUAAUAUGUCCAUAGCAGAAACAAACCCAGAAUUCUCCCCAGUGACCAGUUCCUUGUCCAUUGAGAGUAUGGACACAGACUCUCAAAAAUUUCAAGCCUCCGAAACAUCACCAGCAAAUGAAAUCAAUGUGGAUGACUGUUAUCCCAUGACCCAGCGGCCUGUAGGAUAUUGUCUGAUUAUUAACAACCACAUCUUUCACCCGAGCUCUAAUCUCGGUGAAAGGAAAGGGACACAUGCAGAUAAAGAUUCACUUACUGAAGUAUUCCAGAGAAUGCAUUUCAAAGUGGAAGAAAGAAGAGAUCUAUUGAGUUCAGACAUGCUGAAAACUGUGAAGGAGUUUUCAGAGAAGGACCACUCCAAAAUGGAUGCCUUUGUGUGCUGCAUCCUCUCACAUGGUGAGAAGGGCACCGUGUUAGGGACUGACGGAAAACCUGUUCUGAUCCGUGAUCUCACAAAACCAUUUGCCUGCUGUAAGAUGCUCACUGGCAAGCCCAAACUCUUCUUCAUUCAGGCAUGUCAGGGCAAUAAGCUGCAGAGUGUGUGGGAUGAAGACGGAACGGAAGAUGACCAGUUUGAGUAUGAUGCUGAAAGAGCUGUUCUCAAAAGUGUCCCUAUUGAAGCAGACUUCCUCAUUGGUAUGGCAACUGUGGAGUCCUACAAAUCUUUCCGUCACGUAAAAACCGGAUCCAUUUUCAUCCAGGAGUUGUGCAAAUACCUGCAGUUAGGCUGCAGUAGAAAUGAAGACAUCCUGUCAAUACUAACGAGGGUAAACAGCAGCGUGAGUGAGAAAGAGUUAAAUUAUUGCAAGCAGAUGCCUGAGCCUCGCUACACUCUUACUAAGAAACUGGUGCUGCCUAUGGACUGAAUGGCUUGCAGUUUUUCUGUCUUCCGUUACAUUUGCUUAUACUUUCUCUUUAAAGGAUUUAAUCCUGAUUCAUCAUGGAUUCUUUUUUUUUUUUUUUUUUAGGUGCCUAUAUUUUUAAAAUUGCACCAUCUAAUUUAAUAGGAAAGCAGGCCAGUGUGUUCUGCUCUUGCAAUUCUGAUUAUUUUUGUUCUAAAUUACUUUUGUAAAGGUACCCAAUCAUUUGAUUGGCAAAAUUUGUUCCAGGGUCUUUCAGUUGUUUGGACACAUUUGGAUAAGACAUUCUCAGACAUGGACGUAUGACCAUGUCUUUUAACCAUCGGUGAAAUGGGAAAACUAUUUUUUGCUGAGCCUUUUACACUCUCAGCAGUAACUUUCAUUAUUUUUGAAUCUUUAACUGAAUUUAGAUUAUCUGUAUUAGAAAUCCUGAACUGUUUACAUUUAUAUCAAGAUGAGAAAGUUAUAGUAAUACUGAAUAUAGAUCCUGCUAAUGUUUGAAUAAGAUUUUAUAAAUCUAUGAGGGUGAAUCAAAUGCAGGCCUUAAUUUCAGUGGGUGUACAUGAUGAACUGAUAUCUAUAUGUAUACAUAGUGUUAGAAGAAAUCCUGUUAAAAGCUUGAACACUUGCACUGAUCAAAACAGACACAAAUGAUGUACUUUUGUGUCAGUUAUUUUUAAUAAACAAUGAAAAAUAAAACAAUAUGGUGUGUAUCUGAGUCACCCUCAUAUUAAUUCAUUCAUCCAUUGCCCCCCAACAACAUUUAAAGUAAUUUGUAGAUAUGUAUGAUGUUAAAUAAAAUAAUUUGAUCUAUAAUGAAAUGUAUAAAUUAUAGGAUGUGAUAGAUAACAAUGAUGACAAAAUCCUGUCUAUAUUUCGUAAAAAAGGUUUUAUUUUAAUAAACAGAUUUUCCCCCUAA